Melanotaenia boesemani (Boeseman's rainbowfish) is the source of this 1985-nucleotide messenger RNA. RefSeq names its product guanylate cyclase activator 1A (gene guca1aa). Gene Ontology annotation, molecular function: calcium sensitive guanylate cyclase activator activity; calcium ion binding. The transcript is spliced from 4 exons. Bases 581 to 1150 code for a protein of 189 amino acids. Lineage: Eukaryota; Metazoa; Chordata; Actinopteri; Atheriniformes; Melanotaeniidae. The record is from RefSeq and is a predicted model, not a curated record.
CCAAACAUGAAAACCAUUUCAGGCAGAUGCACAAUGUUGGAAUAUUUUAGAGCCUCUAUAGUUAGAGGAUGUUCAUCCUGAGCUUUAAUAUUAUGCAGGAGCAGCAAUGUGCAUAUUUCUGGUGGGAGGAGCAGAGUAAAAGUAGUGUGUUUUGCUUUCAGUAAAGCUGCACUGCUGAUAUUCGAGUCCACAUGCAGAACAAGAUGCGUCUUAUCAGGCAGGAUGCAUGCUGGAUGUCCUAUGCCUGCACGUGAUGGAUGAAAGCUGAAUCGUGCUUGUCAGCAUAUCUCAGGGUAAACGUGGAACAGCCAACCUGCCCUUUUAAUGAAGUGAUUAAGCUGAUCAUCUGUACGUUUGUCUGGAUUACAGCCAGUGAUUAAACCCAAGGAGAACACUGAGGGGGCGUGGAGGCACAGUAAACUACAAAAGGCCCCCACUGGCUGCCACUCUCACCCUAAAGGUCCCAUUGUUGUGUGACUGUGAACAGGGAUAACCUCCGCUUCACAGUAGACCAAUUGGGCAGUGCGGUUUGUGCACCAGCCUACAUCAAGCUACUUCUUGGCCUUCUGCUCUCAGAAACAUGGGCAACUCAACGGGAAGCACAGUGGAUGACUUGCAGGCGGUGGAGAUGCACCUCUGGUACAAGAAGUUCAUGAUAGAGUGCCCCUCGGGUCAGCUCACCCUGCACGAGUUCAAGCAGUUCUUUGGGCUGAAGGGUCUGGAUCCAGAGGCCAACGCCUACAUAGAGCAGAUGUUCCGAACGUUUGACAUGAACAAGGACGGCUACAUAGAUUUUAUGGAGUACGUGGCUGCUCUGAGUCUGGUGAUGAGAGGAAAGAUGGAGCACAAGCUGCGCUGGUACUUCAAACUUUAUGAUGUGGAUGGAAACGGCUGCAUCGACCGGCACGAACUCCUGAACAUCAUCAAGGCCAUCCGUGCAAUCAAUGGGAACGAAAAUCAGGAAACUACAGCUGAGGAUUUCACAAACGGCGUGUUUGACAGGAUUGAUGUAAAUGGAGACGGUGAGCUCUCGCUGGAGGAGUUUGUGGCCGGAGCUCGUACUGAUGAAGACUUCAUGGAAGUGAUGAUGAAAAGUUUGGACCUCCGCCACAUUGUGGCCAUGAUCCACAACAGGAGGCACAGCGUUUAGGUUACGUCUGUCCAACUACCUCAUCCUCAUUCGCGAUUUGACCUGAGUGCUACACUGCCUCUGGAAAUAAAAAUAAGAUGGUCCUUUUCUUUUUUUUUUUAAAGUGGGAAUUCUAAUAAUGAACCCACUGAAAUGUGAUGCCAGUGCACUGCACACACUAACAUAUGUUGUGUUUACUCUGUAGAGGGGUGACACCUAUGCACUUUCAAUGGGAUGACUCAGUCAAUCCUUGCAGACGAGACAUUGUCCUUGUUAAGUGAUGGUGAGCUCUCCCAAGGCCACCCUGGCAUGAAGGAUGAUCUUUAGGACAGUCCACUUAGUCUCAGGGAUAAGGAGGGGGAUGGCGGAGCAGAGUGGCAGCCACGUGCACUGAAGCACAUGCGCUUUACAUUUUAUUUUCUGUCCAAGUUCCUCUGCAUCACAUCACUCAAAUCUCUGUUUACCUACUCUUGCUUGUGGGGUUUACAGGAGGAAGCAGUGUGGUUAGCAUCCAUGCUAAUUUGAAGACGUCUGGGCUGUGAAGGUGAAAGCCUGUGGAGUUUAGUUGAAUAUGCUCAUAGGACCCUCAAAUGUUUACCUUUUUUAUCAUCUUUUAAACUUUUCAUUAAAAAAUAAGUAAAUAAAAAAAAUCUGGAAUAUCUAAAGAACCAAAAAGUAAAAUACAAGCUGGUCUAGCAUCAUUUCUUUGGCUGAAAGAUCAGCAUCUAAUUCAGCUUCAACACAGAUCGAGAUGUUUUUGUUUGCUGGCUGCGCUCAUCUGGUGCCUUCUGUGUGAAGAGUGCUGAAUAUGUUCAGCUUAUGCUAAUUUGUACACUCAAAAUAAAAACUCUUUAAA